CAGAAUCAUGGGCAAAGACGACAAAGAGGACUCCGGCUUCGGGUUCAAGGACAAAGCGAAGGCCGAGGAGACCCUUCGGUUGUUAGAGGAGCACCCGCUUAACUACAGACGUUUGACCGUGAGAGGACUGCUUGGGAGAGCCAAGAGAGUGCUUUCAAUGACAAAAGCAGAAGACAAAAUAAAGAACAUCAAAGAAGCAAUGCAAGUGUUCGAGAUCUGGCUAGAAGAAUUGGACAAAAACAAAGAACAGAAGACUGAUAAGAAACCGGAAAAGAAAGAGGUGCCGAAGAAGAAGGAGAAGGAAGACAAAAAUGGCGAUGACCAGGAUUCCAGUUCAGACUCCGACGUGGAGAUGGAAGAGAAAGCCAAGAAACCUGAACUGCCCCCAGACACAGUCCCAGGGUUGGGAUUCAAGGACAAGGAGACGGCUGACGGCACCCUGAAGGAGCUGGAAGGGAGAGACCCUGAUUACCAGAAGCUGGCGGUAAAGGGCCUCAUUGGGAGAGCAAAGAGGGUUCUGACGUGUGAGUUACUUGAUCUUACUUCUUCGUUCGUUUCAGCCAAAUGACGUUCACUGCUGGACAAAGGCCUCCUCC
Ostrinia furnacalis (Asian corn borer) is the source of this 596-nucleotide messenger RNA. It is a transcript of the gene Ude, whose product is annotated as Uracil-DNA degrading factor. The transcript has 3 exons. The record is from RefSeq and is a predicted model, not a curated record. Bases 8 to 568 code for a protein of 186 amino acids. Lineage: Eukaryota; Metazoa; Arthropoda; Insecta; Lepidoptera; Crambidae.